This is a messenger RNA of Naegleria gruberi, 549 nucleotides long. RefSeq lists its product as uncharacterized. The coding region runs from base 1 to 549 and encodes 182 amino acids. The transcript has a single exon. NCBI's taxonomy places the organism in Eukaryota, Heterolobosea, Eutetramitea, Acrasida, Naegleriidae. The record is from RefSeq and is a predicted model, not a curated record.
AUGGCAGUUUAUGCCACCCACAAUGUAUUUCUAGUACUCGCCGAUAUGUUUCUAAUAAUUUUAGGCACUUUCGGCUUGUUAGUUGGUUUUGAAAUUGCCUCUCUCAAAGACAAGGCAAAGACAACUUCCUUUCUCCACUCUGGUUGCACACUCUUCCUAAUUCCAACAAUUUUAUUCAUUGUUUCCACUCAGGGCGCCAUCGAAUUUUCGUUAUGGGAAUUCUAUCAGACAGUUCUGCCCUACAAGUUGAAAUCCAUCAUGUCCAGCACAACGAGCGUGACCACAACAAUGGUUAACACGUUCACCUAUUUGGAUCCAACCUUUGCAUUUAUAUUUGCUUUGAUUUUGGGUGUGGUUUGGAUUAUUUCAUUGAUUGGAUCACUUUCAUUUCUGAAGAGUGCUAAUGGUGCACUGUUUGAUGGCACAGGAGCACCUCUGAGGAAUGUUAGUUCAACUAUUGAAUCGAAUGCUUCUGCAUCAACUGUUGUGGAUACUGUGGAUAAAACAUCAACUGUUAGCUAUGUGGCCUAUACUGCUCCAAAUCAAUAA